Colletotrichum acutatum is the source of this 1608-nucleotide messenger RNA. RefSeq lists its product as uncharacterized. Lineage: Eukaryota; Fungi; Ascomycota; Sordariomycetes; Glomerellales; Glomerellaceae. The record is from RefSeq and is a predicted model, not a curated record. The transcript has 2 exons. The coding region runs from base 216 to 1436 and encodes 406 amino acids.
GGCUAAGAUUAAGACAGUGUUGGCAGAAUUUCGAGACAAGGCUUUAUCUGCCAAAGGUCUGAAUCUUGAAGACUUCACCAAAUGGCAUUUAUCAGAACACCAGGAGGAGCUGCAUAGUAUGGCCGGGGUCUUUCUAGACAAGCACGGAGAGCAGCUUUGGCCCUGCGACGAGGACCCGUCUCAAAGCAACAGACUGCGAUACCCGAAAGACCAAAAUGAUAUUUUGUCGCCAGAGUUACGGGGCGGAAAAAACCUCCAAAUUGCGAGAUAAGAGAACGAAGAACAUGGGAUACUGCGAAGACCUUCAAGAUGAAGACUACAGCCAUCGGAGUCCAGACUCCUUAGGCCGUAGAGUUGAAGACUGCCCGACUCGUAUUGAGAGGGGGCCUUUUGAGACCAUAUACGUUGCGGCUACAAGCACUGAAGCAACUUCUCAUCAGCCAGGUCAGAAAGAUUUGAUACAAAAGCCUAUGAAGCGCUGUGCAAUGACUGCUCUUGACUCUGCAUGCACAGCGCGCCGUCACCCCCGCCUCACAACGCACCUGGGCUGCGGGCUGUUCUCAGACAACAGAACCAAUAUCGACUAUGAGCAAGAGAGCAUUGUGGUCAACGAGAGUUCAAUCCGAAGCUCGUCGGCUCAAAUGGGUGGUCAUGACGAAACGGCAAGCGACGCCCGACCAACGAACACUGAAACUCGAUCCCCAACCAAUUCUACCUUUGUAGUCGAAGCCGGGAGUUCCGACAAUCGCGAAUAUUUGCCAGGUUUAGGGGCCGAGGAACAAACCACCCAAGAUCAGUUGCCAGCCAGAGAUGACAGUACCAACUUCGUGCACACAAACGAAGGUUUGGCAGAGACGGGCUCGACAAGGGAGACUGCCGGGACCAGUCUACCAGAGUCGACAGUAGAAGAACAGGCGGGUACGAGGCAUGAUCCAAUCUUGCCUGCCUCGCAUGGGUCGAAGCUCGGCGUCAAGGGAACACCGGCUCUGUCCAACGUGAGCAAUAUCAACCAACUCGUACCUGAGGUUGAGUUCAGCUAUGGCGUUGCCUUACAGUACCCAGUGCACCUCAGGAUACCGUGGACCCCCAGGGGUCACCUUGCUUUCAAAACCCUUUCUGAAUUGGAGAUCGAACUCAAGACGGUGCUGGAGGAAGGCUGGACUCGGACGACAGGCAAACAGGACUUCGCUGGCCUCAAGGAGUUCCGAAUUGAGUCGUGGCAUUUCGAUGUGCGUGGCCAUGGCGCCAUUCUAGAAUUCGAAGUCAAGCGUGGGAGAGAAAAACAAUUCGAACACAUGAAGAGAAAGGUGGAUGAGCACAUACGACUAGCGAUACAGAUGUCGCCGGAGUUGAGACCGUCGUUCGACAUCGAGAUUCACAUAGUCACCGGCAGAGACUCGGGGAUCAGACAGGCGGGCGGCCGCAGCUUUGAUUGAUAGCUUUUGUGUGUUAAAUGGGGUGUGCUUCCCUAGAUAGAGAAACCUAUCUUCCGUGACUUCCUUUCAACCUCCAGGCGAAUAUGGCCCGUUGCACUAGAGUUAGCCUACUCUGUUGCACGAGAGGUAAGGCGCAACAAUCGGAUAGUAGAAGAAUUUACACGUUCUGAAG